CCUCGCGUAUUGCAUUGCACCACAUGGAUUUCUUCAACAUCAAAGCGCGGCAAGCUGCUGCGGCGCAAGCCAGCUCCUCCAAAGCUCCAACAACGAAACAAGAAUCGAGUCGACUGCAGCCAUGGGUCGAGAAAUACCGGCCAAAAACCCUCUCCGAAGUCACAGCGCAAGACAACACCAUCAACGUCCUCUCCCGCACCCUCCAAUCCGCCAACCUCCCGCACAUGCUCUUCUACGGCCCCCCCGGCACGGGCAAGACGUCCACCAUCCUCGCGCUCGCAAAGCAGCUCUACGGGCCCGAGCUCAUGAAAUCGCGCGUCCUCGAGCUCAACGCCUCCGACGAGCGCGGCAUCUCCAUCGUGCGGCAGAAAGUCAAAGACUUCGCGCGCCAGCAGCUCUCCACCGCCCCGGCCUACAGCGUCAUGAUGGAGGACAAGGACGGCGGCGACGCGGGCGAGGCCAAGAUGGUGCGCUACAGAGAUAAAUACCCCUGUCCGCCGUUCAAGAUCGUCGUGCUGGACGAGGCGGACAGCAUGACGCAGGAUGCGCAGAGCGCGCUGCGGCGCACUAUGGAGACGUACAGCCGCAUGACGCGCUUCUGCCUCGUGUGCAAUUACGUGACGCGCAUUAUUGAUCCGCUGGCGUCGCGGUGCUCGAAGUUUCGGUUCAAGAGCUUGGAUCAGGGGAAUGCGGUGGCAAGGGUGCGGGAUAUUGCCAGGUUGGAGGGGGUAAUGUUGGGCGAGGGCGUUGCCGAGGAGCUGGUGAGGGUGGCGGAGGGCGAUUUGAGGAAGGCCAUUACGUUUUUGCAGAGUGCGGCGAGGCUGGUGGGGGCGGAGGAGAGGAAGAACGGUGCGGCAGGGAGUAGGAAGAAGGGACUGGUGGUUGAGGAUGAGGAUGAUGAGAUGAUGGAUAUCGACACCCCUUCCACCGCGGCCUCGAACGCUGUCUCCCUCCAGGCCAUUGCCGAAAUCGCGGGCGUCAUCCCGGAACCUACCCUCGAAAAGCUCACCGGCGCUAUCUAUCCUUCCUCCGGGUCCUCCAUCCAAUACGCCAAGAUCGCUAAAGUGGUCGAGGACAUGAUAGCAGAGGGGUGGAGCGCUGCGCAGACGGUGGGCCAGCUGUAUGAGAUGGUCAUGUACGAUGAGCGCGUGGGCGAUGUGCAGAAGAUGAGGAUUGCGGACGUGUUCAGCGAGACGGAUAAGAGGCUCGUUGAUGGCGGGGAUGAACACUUAGCCGUGCUGGAUUUGGGUUUGAGGAUAAGCGGGGUGCUGUGUCAGGGGUGAUAAGACGGGUGUUUGUUUACGAAGGGCACGGGAUAUACGAUGGCACUGCGGGCGUCUAUGGCGCUGGGAAUGAGAGAUUGCUAUAGGGCUGGAGCAUGCUGGGAUUACAGCAAUGUAGUUACGAAUUCCCAAGCACGCUGUAACGAACCAGGCACGAUGUCUGGUCGUCGAAUACC
Molecule: messenger RNA, 1459 nt
Organism: Trematosphaeria pertusa
Lineage: Eukaryota; Fungi; Ascomycota; Dothideomycetes; Pleosporales; Trematosphaeriaceae
Product: P-loop containing nucleoside triphosphate hydrolase protein
Exons: 2
Coding region: 24-1283 (419 amino acids)
Biological process (GO): DNA repair; DNA-templated DNA replication
Cellular component (GO): nucleus; DNA replication factor C complex
Molecular function (GO): DNA clamp loader activity; ATP binding; ATP hydrolysis activity
Source: RefSeq, a predicted model, not a curated record